Molecule: messenger RNA, 777 nt
Organism: Hydra vulgaris (swiftwater hydra)
Lineage: Eukaryota; Metazoa; Cnidaria; Hydrozoa; Anthoathecata; Hydridae
Product: kinesin light chain 4-like
Cellular component (GO): kinesin complex
Molecular function (GO): protein binding
Source: RefSeq, a predicted model, not a curated record
AUGUUUCGUACUAACGGAAAAAAAUUUUUCGAAGCCUUCCAUCGUAUGACGACUUCUAUACAAAAGUUAUUCAUACGUAAAAGUUUAUUUGAAGAAGCAAUUGAAAUAUUAAAAGCUGUUCAAAGUUUUAAUACAGAAACUCAUGGUAAAAAUAACAUAUUCACGCUUGUUACAAAGCAUAAUAUCGCUAACUGUUUGAAUAAUAUGGGAAAAUAUAACAAAGCUGUAGAAGUUUAUUAUUCUGUUGAUAAAAUAAAAAAUGAAAUGCUAGGUAUUAACCAUCCUUCUACAAUAACAACAGAACAUAAUAUCGCACUCUGUUUGAACAAUAUGGGAAAAUUUAACGAAGCUUUGGAAAUUUAUUAUUCUGUUAAUAAAAUAGAAAAUGAAAUUUUUAGUAUCAACCAUCCGUCUACUAUGGCAACAAAACAUAAUAUCGCAUUCUGUUUGAACAAUAUUGGGAAAUAUAACGAAGCUUUAGAAAUUUAUUAUUCUGUUGCUAAAUUACAAACUGAAAGUUUUGGUAUCAACCAUCCAAAUACAAUGACAACAAAAAAUAAUAUUGCAAGCAGUUUGUUCUUUAUGGGAAAUUAUAACGAAGCUUUCGAAAUUUAUAAUUUUGUUGAUAAAAAUCAAACUGAAAUUCUAGGUAUAAACCAUUCAGACACAAUGACAACAGUAGCCAGUGGAUCUUCAGCUUAUCAAGCUAGCUGUCCUCUCAGCCAAAUCGCUAUCUUUAUCUUUGACAAUAUCGAUAGCUUUUCGAUAAUAAAUUAG